AUUUGUAUUACUUUACUCGACAGUUGAUUUUUGGCACUUCAUUCUGCAGUUAAAAUUGACUCUCUCUCUCUCUCGCUCUCCGUCGAUCAGCCGACGUCGUAAAAUAUCGCUCUGUGAAUAUUCGAAAUCAAGGUACUUCUCUGUAGUCAGUGAAAUGUGCUUGAAUUCGCUCAGCUGAAGUGUUUACCUACAGUUGGUGCGAUUAAGCGUUCUUCGCCACUACGAUGCAAUCAGGAUAUGAUAUUAAUCAUCUGGCUCGAGAAGCUCAAAGUCGGUGGUUAAAGCCCGCUGAAGUUUAUUUCAUAUUGAAGAAUUAUGAGGAGCACCAGCUCACCCACAAAAUUCCUCAAAAACCUACUAGUGGAUCUUUAUAUCUGUUCAACAAACGAGUGCUAAAGUUUUUCCGGAAAGAUGGUCAUAGUUGGCGUAAAAGAAAGGAUCAGAAAACCAUUGCUGAAGCACAUGAACGGCUUAAGGUUGGAAAUGCUGAAGCCCUAAACUGUUACUAUGCUCAUGGAGAGGAGAACAAUAGCUUUCAAAGACGCAGCUACUGGAUGUUAGAUCCGGCAUACGAGCAUAUUGUUCUUGUGCACUACAGAGAUAUUCGUGUGGGAAUGGAGAAGUCUGGAUCACCAUCUCUUCUUCCAACACGAUCUCCUUCCACCUUCAGUCCUAGUCCUGCGUCUUUUGCAUCUGAGUUGCCAGACUCGCCCUUUGUCAUUGGUGAAUCUUAUGAAUUGUAUCAUAAUGAAUCAAGUCCCAGCUCGGUGGAGAUAAGCUCUAGUCAAAUUGUCAACAAUCAUGUAAUGAAUCAGUUGGAAGAGAGAGCAAAUGAAGUAAAUAGUUCUUCAGGGCCUGAUAUGGACCAGGCAUUAGAAAGAAUUAGGCACCAACUAAGUUUAAAUGAUGAUGAGGUGACAGACUUUAAUAAAUACUACUUUGAGGCCGAGGAUUCAAAUGACCUAGAUGUGCUGCGGGAAUAUGAAUUUUCUAGUCUGACACCAAAUAGUACAGACAACAUUCUUCCAUUACAAUCAGAUGGUGGAGUUCAACAGCACCAGAAACCACCAGGACCUGAAGUUGACAUUUGGAAAGAGAUGCUGGAUGGCUCCAAGAAUUUUCCAAGUGCAGAAUCAGCACCGCAGUUCGGAGGGCAUGAAACUCCUUCGUUAAUCCUCGAAGAAGUAGAUUCACAGAAGUAUCAUACAUAUACUCCUAUACCACAUGCUUACCCUCCAGCUUGCAGUUCGCCGUUAUUUUACCAAGAUGGUUUGGGAAGUUCUCUUGACAACAACGUGAGUUUGACCAUUGCCCAAAAACAGAAGUUCACUAUCCGUGAGAUAUCUCCAGAGUGGUGUUAUACCUCUGAGGGUUCAAAGAUCCUCAUUAUUGGUUCUUUCUACUGUGAUCCUUCGGAGUGCGAAUGGGCUUGUAUGAUUGGUGACAUUGAAGUUCCUGUCCAGAUCAUUCAAGAAGGUGUCCUCUGCUGCUAUGCUCCAGCUCACCUGCAGGGGGAAGUUAGUAUUUGCAUCACUUCUGGGAAUCGAGAGGCUUGCAGCGAAGUCAGGGAGUUUGAAUAUCGAGCCAAGUCUGAUGUUUGUGCACACAGUCACAGUAAUUUAACUGGAACAGAGGCUUAUAAGAAUCCAGAGGAACUCGUGUCGCUUGUCAGAUUUGUGCAAAUGCUGCUAUCUGAUGCUCAGCAAGCCUCUGAAUCAAGAACUGAUGAAGACUCAUGGAGCCAAGUCAUUCAUGCACUUUUGGUUGGUGCUUCUACAUCAUCAAGCACUCUUGAUUGGCUUCUCCAAGAACUUCUCAGGGGCAAGUUGGAAGUAUGGCUUUCGUCUAAAUUACAAAAUAGUAACGAGAAAGACUGCUCUUUAUCCAAGAACGAACAAGGUAUCAUACACAUGGUUGCCAUAUUAGGAUUUGAAUGGGCGUUGCAACCAAUUUUGAACUCUGGAGUAAGCGUUAACUUCCGCGACAAUAAUGGAUGGACUGCUCUUCAUUGGGCUGCACGAUUUGGGAGGGAAAAGAUGGUGGCUGCACUGAUUGCAUCUGGUGCGUCGGCUGGUGCAGUUACUGAUCCCAAUUCACAGGACCCUACUGGGAAAACAGCUGCAUCAAUUGCUGCUUCCUACGGCCACAGGGGACUCGCAGGUUAUCUCUCGGAAGUUGCAUUAACCACUCACCUAACAUCCCUGACACUGGUGGAGAGCGAGCUCUCUAAAGGCUCUGCUGCCUUGGAAGCAGAAAGAGCCGUAAAUAGUAUAUCAUCCUCCGAGUACGAGGAUGAGGAUUCCCUCCGUCAGACUCUGGCCGCAGUUCGCAAUGCUGCUCAGGCUGCUGCACGCAUUCAAUCAGCGUUCCGUGCUCACUCAUUCCGGAAGAGGCAGCAGUGGGAAUCCGCAAUAGCCAUUGGUGGAGAUGAAUUCUCCCUCCUGGAGGAGGACAUUCAUGGGCUUUCAGCUGCGUCAAAGUUGGCAUUCCGCUCUACACGCGACUACAACUCGGCCGCCGUAUCCAUACAGAAGAAAUAUAGAGGGUGGAAAGGUAGGAAGGACUUCCUCGCACUGCGCCAGAAAGUCGUCAAGAUACAGGCUCAUGUGAGGGGCUACCAAGUUAGAAAGAACUACAAGGUUUGCUGGGCAGUUGGUGUGCUGGAGAAGGUCAUACUAAGGUGGCGGCGGAGGGGAGUGGGGCUUCGGGGAUUCCGGCCGGAGCUAGAAUCCAUCGACGAGACCGACAUCCUCAAGGUGUUCCGGAAGCAGAAAGUAGAUGAAGCCAUUGAUGAAGCCGUGUCCAGAGUGCUGUCCAUGGUGGAAUCUCCCGAGGCGCGUCAGCAGUAUCAUCGUAUUCUUGGCAAAUAUCGUCAGGUUAAGGCUAAACUCCAAAAUGCAGACUCCGACACAGCUUCUUAUGAUGAGAUUGAUGAUGAGAUUUACCAGCCAACGUAGCUGCUGCUAAUUGCCAACUUGGAACGUGGAAUUGUGGGUGUGACGUGUCAGUAGCCCCAUUUGCCUUGGGCAACGAUAGAAUCAUCUAGAGCGAAAGAAAGAGAUGGGAUCAAACAGAAAAGGUGGAGAUGAGAGAGAGAGAGCCAUAAGGAAAAACGAAUGGAGGAAGAAGAAAGCAACAGCACCAAACUCUCCUCCAUCGGAAGCAAGCCCUUGUCCGAGGUUACUCUAAAUUCUUGAUGGAUUGAGAUGGUUAACUACAGCAAUCUUUUCUAACACAACCCCAAUUUCCGCAGGUAGAGUCGUCAUCGGAAGAAGAGGAUAGACAUGCAAGAGAUGAUGAUGAUGAAGAAACGUCCAACAAAGAGAUUAUCAAAGAGCUCAAGAACAUACAGCGGCAGAACACAAUCACUCAUUAUCUCCUCACAGUUUCAAUUCUGGUGACCGUGGCAUGGCAGCUCUCAGAAUUUUCUCUCAUUUUGAGAAUCAAACAAGGCUUCAACAACCCUCUCAAAUCCAUUGGAGGAGCAAUCAAAGCCCUCCUCAACACCAGCACUCAAGAUAAUGAGCAGAAGCAAACACAGGUUAUGCCACCAACCUACCUGCCGGGCCUUAAGAUCCCCGAUUUUCCCGGAUUCGACACCAGCAACGAAGAAGACGACGAUGAUUAGAUUAGAGUAGAGUAGAUCAAUUUCUCAAGGUGUUCAUCAAUUCCAAUUCCAAUUCAAACUCAAAUGUGAUGAGUCUAGCCAUACAAGAAAGAAACUCUUUGUCAUUGUAACAAAGCAUCAAAAACACAAGCAAUUUUGUCCAAUAUCUGGAACAACAAAUAAA
Molecule: messenger RNA, 3791 nt
Organism: Salvia miltiorrhiza (redroot sage)
Lineage: Eukaryota; Viridiplantae; Streptophyta; Magnoliopsida; Lamiales; Lamiaceae
Product: calmodulin-binding transcription activator 4
Exons: 13
Coding region: 225-2957 (910 amino acids)
Biological process (GO): regulation of transcription by RNA polymerase II
Cellular component (GO): nucleus
Molecular function (GO): double-stranded DNA binding; protein binding; transcription coregulator activity
Source: RefSeq, a predicted model, not a curated record